CCCAUCCACGGGGCCACUCCCACCAUUCCCACCCCUCUCCCACCUUUCCCAGCCUCCCGCCCUCAUCCCUCUCCGGAGGAGCUCCGGGUUCUCCUCGGGAACGUCCAACGCCUCAACGAGACCUUCCGGGACCUUCAGCUCCAACUCCUGCUGCUCCCGGCCCGGGGGGAAAUCCUGGAUCACGUCUGGAGGCUCCAGGAUCUCCUCCAGAACCACUCGGAUUCCCUGCUCCGGGCGGGAGCGACGCUCCAGAGGCUCCAGGAACUCCUGGAGCUGCUCCAGAGCCGGGCGGGACAGACGGACGUGGCCGUGGCCGCUCUCCGGGAUUCCCUGAGCCGGCAGGGAGACGCUUCCCAGCAGGAAUUCUCCCGGCUUUCCGUGGCCGGCAACGGCUCCCGGCUGCUCCUGGAGCAUCAUUCCCAACUCCUGGAACGCCUGGGAGGGAGGACGGAGGCCUUGGGAGAGCAGCUGGAUCUCCUGGGCGGAUCCGUGGAUUCCAUGAACAGGAGCUUCUCCUACGAGCUGGAAUUGCAGCGUUCCCGGCUCCGGGAUCUGGGCGGGAUCGUCGGGAAUGUGACGGAGGAGGCGAGGAGGGCGAGGAGGGGGCGGGAGGAGCUGGAGGGGAGGCUGAGGCUGGAGCUGGGAAUGCUGAGCAACGUCACCGAGGAGCUGCGGAUCCGGCACUGGGAGCACGCGGUGGCCCUGAGGAACAUCUCCGUCAUCCGAGGUGAGCCGGGAAUGCGGCGGGAAUGGGGCGGGAAUGGG
Molecule: messenger RNA, 765 nt
Organism: Corapipo altera (White-ruffed manakin)
Lineage: Eukaryota; Metazoa; Chordata; Aves; Passeriformes; Pipridae
Product: scavenger receptor class A member 5-like
Exons: 1
Source: RefSeq, a predicted model, not a curated record